UCGGCUGUACCUGGGAAACGUGCCGCGUUUUUUCAACCAUCGGUCAGUACGUUCUGUGUGCUUAAAGUGUCUGUAUGUUGCCCGAGAAUUCCAUCGACACAACAAUCAUCAGCCAUCCCAGAGCCAGCGACAGUUGUACAACAAGAGGACGAGCAACACCUUCUCCUUCGUCGUCAUCGCUUUUAUAACUGCGGCAUAAUGUGGAUUACGUGGUUCGUGGCCACCGCUUGUGCGGCACUGUCCAUGCGGGGCGCGCACUCCAACGCCGGGCUGACGAGCACUUCGUUCAGCAACGAGCUGCGCACCGGUUUCGCCAGGCUAUUCCAAAAUGGCAUCGAACAGCCACUGCAGCAAUCCCCGUUCGUGCUGCUCAACCCCACCGAGUUCCAGCCCGGGCCUGGCCAGCUUGUGCAGCGACCGGCACCGUUCAGCCCGCUGGCGAGCACGGGAUACCAGUUACCGCGACCUAGGUACGAGUUGCAGCAUCUGUCGUGGGUGAUUCCUUAUUAUUAUGUCCCUACCAGGUACCUGCCGCCGAGGGGUGGCAAGCGGCCCAACGACGUGCUGGUGAUCGUCGUCAAGACCAGAUCGAAUUGCACGACCCCCGCGGCCAACGGGACAGCACCCGCUGACGGCGACAACGACGGCGACGAUGCAGACGACGGUAUCGACGACGACGGACCGAAUCCGGACGACGACGUCGAAGAAGUGACCAUCGUCGCGGGCGGCACGGAGAAGGGCAAGGAACCGUCCCGGUGCGUGUGGGCCAUCCUGUCGUGCUGCGCCCCGUCCAACACGCCCAUCCGGUACACGUGUUUCGACGUGUUGGGCUGCAGCACCGCGUUCUGGGACACCAACCCGUGCGUUCCGGCCAUCAUCAAGACCGCUUUGGACCAGGCCACCCAGUUCUACGGCACGACCAUGGCCACCAACCGCACGGCCACGCCCGUGCCCACGCCGCCGGCCGUCCCGGCAGCGGCCUCCACCGACAACGUGGUCUCCCUGAUGACCGGCACGUCCGCGGCCGCCGCUUCGCCGGUGGACCAGACCACGCCGGCGGCCACUACCACCGCCGCUUAGUCGCUAUUUCCGCAGCAGCUUCCACGCUUCGCCGCUCGCCCGGCAAUCAAUCACCGACCAUAAUAUUAUUAUUGUAAUAUUUUACGUAAAACUUACGUCGUUCACAAAACUCAGCUAAGCCGAAGAACAGCAACUCGUCCCGCAAACUGAUACGAUUCGACUUGAAUAUUAUAAAAUAUUUUAAUUGAUUUAUCUUUUAAGUGCAAUUUGUCGUACACCUAAUAUUAUAAUUAUUAUUGUAUAAAACGUAACAUAUAGUCACUGACGAAAGCAUAAUAUACAAUCCGGUGCCGGAUCUGGGACAUUAUAUUAUAUUAUGGAUGGUAAAAAAAUUGUUUUCUUAAUUUAUAGAGAAUUGCUUUUACGGCAAAAUUUGCGUUAUUUCAUUUUUUUUUUUUUCAAAAAAAUCUCAACUUACUGCUUUAUUAAACGCGUAAAACAAGAUAUUGUAUUGUAAUAAAAAUACAAACAUUAAUAGAACAUAAAAGUUUUUUCUAAGUAUUUAAUAAAAAAAAAUUAAUAACCAGCGGACGGAAAUAUUUUAAAAACUUGUUUCAUUUGGCUUUCUUCGUUGCAGCUAAAUCGUUUGUUACAUCAUCAUAAUCGAUUCUUCGUACAUUUCUUCGUAAUUUUUUUAUGCUUCGCAUAAUAUUUUUCUCUGUUAAAUAUAAAGCUAAUAAACAUGUUUAAAACUUAAUACACGGUGUAUAAGUACAAUAUAAAUAAACGACUGCUAACUAAAUCAUGAAUUUUUAAUAUUGUUUCAUUUUCCUUGCGGUUCGUUUCUUCUUCCAAUUCGAUUCUAGGCUUUUUUCAUCUUAUGAAAUAAACUUUGAUGUAGCCUUGUACGAAAGGCGCCUGAGACAAGGUACCGUCUUCCUCAUAGAUCCGGCACUAAUUUUAUCAAAUACUAUAUAAUAUUGCGAAUAAUAUAAUUAAAUAUUUUGUGAAUAUCAUAAUUUUUUUGGAUAAAUUUCGUUUUCAAAAUAAUAUGUGAUAUCGAUUAUAUUUUUCUCGUUGAAUAUAAUAAAAUAAAAUAGUAUUUUUCAUCCACGUUAC
This is a messenger RNA of Metopolophium dirhodum (rose-grain aphid), 2139 nucleotides long. RefSeq lists its product as uncharacterized. The record is from RefSeq and is a predicted model, not a curated record. The coding region runs from base 199 to 1080 and encodes 293 amino acids. The transcript is spliced from 3 exons. Lineage: Eukaryota; Metazoa; Arthropoda; Insecta; Hemiptera; Aphididae.